AUGGAGCACUAUGCCCGGGACUAUCCUCAGCGAUCUGAUAAAGUGCAAGCUCUUGUACAGGCUCCAACUUCGGGCCCCGUUCAGCCUAUAAGGGUAGCUCAGCAACCACCUAGGGGUCAUGGUAUGGCCAGCAAUGACGAGUUUUCUUUGGAGAUUCAUGGCGUGGUAUUUUUGGCUAACCUGAUGGAAUUUUCGUUUGGAGAGUUUAAUCUGAUUUUGAGAAUGGAUUGGCUUAUGGAACAUCGGGUCAGUUUAAAUUAUGCCUCUAAGAGGGUUACUUUGAGAUUUGAUGAGGGUAGCAAGAUCAUUAUGAUCGGCGAGCAUCAAGAUUACCUUUCUAAUGUAAUCUCCACUCUUGUAGCUGAAAAGCUAGUUCGGAAAGGUUGCAAAGCAUAUCUAGCCUUUGUAUCUAGUUCUAGUUUUGCUAAGCUUUCUGCCAAAGAUGUAAGAAUUGUGAGAGGCUUUCCGAAUGUAUUCCUUGAGGAGUUGUUUGGUGUACCUCUAGACAAAGAGGUUGAAUUCGGUAUUGAGCUGUUACUGGGUACAACUCCCGUGUCCAUUGCUCCUUAUCGCAUGGCACCAAAGGAGCUUAUAGAGCUAAAAGCUCAGCUUUAG
Messenger RNA from Gossypium arboreum, 615 nucleotides. RefSeq lists its product as uncharacterized. NCBI's taxonomy places the organism in Eukaryota, Viridiplantae, Streptophyta, Magnoliopsida, Malvales, Malvaceae. The coding region runs from base 1 to 615 and encodes 204 amino acids. The record is from RefSeq and is a predicted model, not a curated record. The transcript has 2 exons.